AUGGCAGCACAACAGCAGUCGCUAGAAACGCUCCUGGGGAUUAGCAGUCAGCGCAAAUCGCUGAAACAGCAGCUUGACGCUGCGUCCAUUAAGGCUGAAUCUGGGAGAACGACUCUUGCUGAUCUCCCAACGGUCCAGAUCGGCUGCAAGAGGUAUGUACCAGAGGAGUAUAUUGCCAACAAGAAUCGCAAAGGCCGGCGGAGCUGGAUUCAAGCCCAUGGAUUCUUCCUCACGGAAGUCAGCCCUGAUUUGCGGACGUUGCAGACCUACUGGGUUUGCUCGAAAUGUGAUGAACGCGGGAAGAGCUCGUUGUUCGUCGCGACAAACACCACGUCGCCAAUUGAGCAUCUCCGAAGGUCCCAUAUGAUCACUGAGGCGGACGGCAAUGCAGACGAAGAU
Messenger RNA from Ilyonectria robusta, 399 nucleotides. RefSeq lists its product as uncharacterized. The transcript is spliced from 2 exons. NCBI's taxonomy places the organism in Eukaryota, Fungi, Ascomycota, Sordariomycetes, Hypocreales, Nectriaceae. The record is from RefSeq and is a predicted model, not a curated record. The annotation marks the transcript as partial.